Messenger RNA from Linum tenue, 3617 nucleotides. Lineage: Eukaryota; Viridiplantae; Streptophyta; Magnoliopsida; Malpighiales; Linaceae. The record is from the annotation of a GenBank genome assembly.
UGUUGAAGCCCAGUGCGGCGACGCCGGCGAUUGGGGGCACCGGGAGGGUUUUUUCCUGCUUUGUUGUCUCCCCCGACAUUGUUGGGGGACGGAGGAAGAGCCGCCGUCGUUAUCGGGAGAUUCUCGAAUUUGAUUGGUUGUUUACUCAGGGAGAUACAGUGAUGUAACGAAUUCUUCAGAUUGAUCUUCUGGCCGUUUCCGUCUCUUCUGCGGAGUUGGGGAAAGUGGGAAAGAUGGAGUCUCGGAUGGAUCAGUAUGAGAUCAUGGAGCAGAUCGGCCGUGGCGCCUUUGGCGCUGCUAUUCUAGUCAAUCAUAAAGCUGAGAAAAAGAAGUAUGUGUUGAAGAAGAUCCGGCUUGCUCGUCAGACGGAGCGAUGCCGGAGAUCUGCUCACCAGGAAAUGGCGCUCAUUGCACGAAUUCAGCACCCUUACAUUGUGGAAUACAAGGAAGCUUGGGUCGAGAAGGGUUGCUAUGUAUGUAUUGUCACUGGGUACUGUGAAGGUGGAGACAUUAGGGCUGAAUUGAUGAAGAAGAACAAUGGUGUUAAUUUUCCUGAGGAGAAACUUUGCAAGUGGUUCACGCAACUGCUCUUGGCUGUUGAGUAUCUUCAUUCUAAUUAUGUCCUCCACCGUGACUUAAAAUGCUCAAAUAUCUUUCUGACUAAAGAUCAGGAUGUCCGCCUCGGGGAUUUCGGACUUGCUAAAACUUUGAAGCAAGAUGACUUGGCUUCAUCGGUGGUUGGAACUCCCAAUUACAUGUGUCCUGAACUACUUGCAGACAUUCCAUAUGGUUUCAAAUCAGAUAUUUGGUCUUUAGGAUGCUGUGUAUAUGAGAUGGCUGCUCAUCGCCCUGCUUUCAAAGCUUUUGAUAUGGCAGGAUUGAUAAGCAAGAUAAAUCGUUCUUCAAUUGGUCCUUUGCCACCUUGCUAUUCUCCAUCCUUGAAAGCACUUAUUAAAUGCAUGUUGAGGAAAAAUCCUGAGCAUCGUCCUAGUGCAGCUCAGGUCCUAAAGCAUCCAUACUUGCAGCCUUAUGUGGAGCAGUGCCGAUCUUCUUUCAGUCUUCCAACUUGCUCUCUCGAGAAGCCUCCUUCAGCUGGUCGUGGUUCAAGGAGAAACAUGGCUGAAAGCCAGAGCAGCAACAGCUCUAGUAGUGAUAGAGAUAGUUACCUCUCAAGCGAGAGAAACAUCUCAACUAUGGGAGAGAAUAAAGGUACUGAUACAGAUCUGGCAUCAGUUGAUGAUGAUAAUGACACUGAACAAACUACGCCAAGCGAAGGAGAUAGCAAUCAUACAGUUCAUAGCGACAAAGUCAAUGAACGGACAGUGAUGAAGGUCAACCAUUAUGACGAUGGGGCCAAUGUUGAGUCCAAGCAGCAGCCUAAGACUAUUAAGAGUAUUAUGAUGGCAUUGAAAGAAGGCAAGACUAGGGAAAAUGGUUCUCCACUGAGAGGGGCUCGUACGAAAGCUACAGGCAUAGCAACAACACCAAGAAAUACCACAGAAUCAGUGUCGAAAAUUCCAAGACCCUAUGCUGUUGCUCCGAGUUUGAAGCCUAGCGCAAUUGAUGCUUCACCUAUUGCUCAGGCAAAGUUGACAUUCGAUUCUGUUAAGCGGAUUCCAGCAUCAACCCCUUCAAAACAUCAGCAGUUAACAAUAAUUGGUUCAUCGCCGAAGACUAAGCCCAGACACGAUGGCAUCCCGCCAUCUGUCCCCGCAAAGCUUUCUGAUGAUGGACUUGCUGCAAAGUCUAGGCAGAGAACCCCGCCUUCCAACAUAGUUCGACGGUGUCCAUUCCCUGCACGGACAAGACAAGUUGGAAAUGACUCCCUAACUGAGACUACUGCCACGACUAAGUCCCCCGAACUUGCUUCUCACGAAGUUCCCGAUGGGCAGUUCAUGCAUUCUACUAAGGAGCUCAAGCAAGAGACGUUUCACAAAUCUCCAGUUGAAGUUUCAAAAGUGACACAAACUGAGACUACUGCCACGACUAACUCCCCCGAACUUGCUUCUCGUGAAGUUCCCGGCGGGCAGUUCAUGCAUUUUACUAAGGAGCUCAAGCAAGAGACGUCUAACAAAUCUCCAGUUGGAGUUUCAAAAGUGACUCAAACUGAUAGCAGUAAUUCUGUGUCGUCUGCAGUUUCAGUUGAAGCAGCUGAACUUUAUGACGAUGCAACAACUUCAUUUGAUGACAUGCAGACACCUCCAAAUCAUGUGAUAGAAAGAAGGCCAGGAACUUCAGAUCUUCCAGCACUAAGAGUCUCAUCUCCAUCCUCUUUCCACUCUGAUGCUUCCGAAAUUUUAUCAAAUGAAAAUCCUGGAUAUUCUCCUGGAUCUGCAAUCUGCUCAGUUAAACCUUCUAACAGAGCAGAUGCCAAUGGCAAUUCUUCCACUGGUGCUGGUAACAUGAUGUCAAGUGCAGCACUCCAUUUAUCAAUUCCAGUUACUGAAGAAGUGACAAUUGGUAAGGAGGCUAUCCCUGAAAGUCAGCCUAGUUGCAGUAGACCUGAAACGUCACUUGGAUCAAAUGUUACUUCUCCAUGUAGAGGUGAUGACAAGUUUACGGUGACAGAACUUCUAUCAGUUGCAGAGGCUACUACUUCAGCUCUCUCACCAAUUUCGGCCGCUCAAAACUAUUUCCAAUCAGAAAAAGGAACAACCAUCUUUCAAAAUCCACCAGUGGAAAAGGGUUCUGCUGCUGGCUGUCCUCCUUUUGACGAUGUCAUACAUGUCAUACGCCACAGUAGUUUCCGUGUUGGGAACGAGCAGCCAGUCAUGGAAGCUGUUGAGAUGGGAGUUCAAAAUAUGGACGUCGGGAAACUCUUGAAUGUUGUGAGAGAUGAACUGGAUAUGCGAAAUGUGGGGGCUCCAGUGACACUUAAAUCGGCAGGAGGCUCAGAAGCCUCAAGCUUGAAAUCUAGCCUGUCUACUGAUGAUUCCAGCUUCAAGGAAAUGGAUAUGAAAGCUGCAGCCUCAGCCAUGAAGUCCGAUGCUUCUGAGCUGGCAAAACCUACCUCGCCUGUCAAAGAAGAAGUGGCUCCGUCGCCCACUACUGCACCCAAGGAAAUCUUGGACGUGAAGUCAUUUAGGCAGCGAGCUGAUGCACUUGAAGGGCUCUUGGAACUGUCUGCUGACUUGCUACAGCAGAAUAGGCUGGAGGAGCUGGCAAUCGUUCUCAAGCCGUUUGGGAAAGAUAAGGUCUCGCCAAGGGAGACAGCGAUAUGGUUGGCGAAGAGCCUGAAAGGGAUGAUGAUCGACGACAGUGGCCGGAGUUCAUGACUCUGUCUGCAGUUAAGUCUGCUCCUUUUCUUCUUCUUUCUGUUCUACUUGGUAAUGGUAUUUGUCCAGCCACAAAUUUUUUUUUUUUUUUCUUGGCAAAUCCAAAGUUCAAUUGAUUUUUUUUGGAGGAGAGAACAGAUAUAGGCUCUUUUCAUUUCUUUUGGUAAGCUUGUUCUUCCUUUGUUGUAAUUCUUCUUCUUCUGUUUGCAUUUUGUUUGUACAUAGUGACUUAUACCAAAUUGCAUAACUGCAUCUUUGUUGCCAAUUGUAAGGAUGAAAAUGUGGGUAUUUGGAACUGUGAAUUGGGUCAAUAGAAUGAAACGAAAUAAUGUCAUUCAUACA